AUGGAACGCAUACUAGAAUUAUUCCAUAUAUAUUUGAUUGCUCUACUGACGACGUUGACAUUAAGUGUAUGUUCUUUACUCGCAAUAAUAAAUAUGAUAUACAAUCGAUGCUUAAAAUUGCAAGAUUGGGAGAAUAUUUUGAGAAUCACAUUAUCACAAUUAAUUAAUGAUGGUUAUGUUGGUGGUAAGGUUACAGUUUUACCCAGUGAUAAAUCAUUUGAAAUUCUGCUUAAGCUAGGUUUAGCCUUGGAACCAAAGGUUUUAGAAGAGGAAUACAUAAAUUCGAAAACAAUGAAACUACGGGAGACUAUUCUAAACGAAAUUUAG
Molecule: messenger RNA, 327 nt
Organism: Debaryomyces tyrocola
Lineage: Eukaryota; Fungi; Ascomycota; Pichiomycetes; Serinales; Debaryomycetaceae
Source: the annotation of a GenBank genome assembly